Messenger RNA from Rhagoletis pomonella (apple maggot), 1708 nucleotides. RefSeq names its product gustatory receptor 10a (gene Gr10a). The coding region runs from base 1 to 1263 and encodes 420 amino acids. The transcript is spliced from 3 exons. Gene Ontology annotation, biological process: sensory perception of taste. The record is from RefSeq and is a predicted model, not a curated record. Gene Ontology annotation, cellular component: dendrite; axon; membrane. Gene Ontology annotation, molecular function: sweet taste receptor activity. Lineage: Eukaryota; Metazoa; Arthropoda; Insecta; Diptera; Tephritidae.
AUGUGGACAUCAAAGAAUAACAGCGGUUGGAAUAAAGUGGCAACUACACCAAUGUCUUCCCACAAUAACUCGAAUUACGGCCACAUCUAUGCCACACUCUACGGCCUCACGGUUAUCAAUUACAUACCGCAGCGUCCGACAAACACGUGCACCCACCGACUAGCCGUAAUUUACGGCCACACGAUCAGCGUCUUGCUCAUCGUCGUGCUGCCCAUCUACUUUGCGCGCAACAUCUCUGCACUAACCGAAGCGCACGACCAACGCGGCCAACUGUUGCUGCUCGUCAACUUCGCCAAUACGCUGCUUAAGUAUGUAACCGUUGUCGUGACAUAUGUCGCAAAUUUUGCACACUACGCGGCCAUACGCGCCGUCACCAGGAGGCGCCAGCAGCUCGAAGACGACUUCAACAGCAGCCUGCAGGUGCAACCGGUAUACGAUGAGCGACCGCGCCGCCAAUUCGAGACUAUGCUGCUGUUCAAGUUCGGCCUCAUCAACGCCAUGAUGGCCGUGCAGGUGGCAAACAUACUCUACCAGCAUUGCACCGGCGCCCAUCCGGUGCGCGUGUAUAUCGCCGUGUAUACCUUUGUGCUGUGGAACUACACCGAGAACAUGGCUGACUAUUUCUACUUCAUCAACAGCAGUGCAAUGAAAUUCUACCAGCAACUCAAUCAACAGCUGCGGCAAGUGGUGCGCGAAGCGAAGCUCCUGCAUUACUUUCGGAUGCGCGGUCAGCGACGCGGCACUGUGCCGCAUCUGUGCGGGUUGCUGUGCGAGCGGCUAGAUACGCUGGCCCAGCGCUACCAGCAAAUAAAUCGACUCUGCCAAGACAGCUUGACAAUGCAUCAGUUUCAGAUACUCGGUCUCAUCUUUAUUACGCUCGUCAGUAAUCUCACCAACUCGUUCAUCCUAUUCAAUCUGUUCGUGAAGCACUCACAGGCGCGCGCUUCGCCAGCCAUCGUGCUGAAUGCGCUGCAUGCCAUCAUCUUCUACGUGGACACCUACAUUGUGGCGCUGGUAAGUGAGAACAUCAGCCUGGAAUUGCGCAACAUUAAUCAGACGCUGCGUCAAUUCAAUCAGGUGAGCGAGCUGGAUGUGCGUCUACAGCAGACGAUCGAGUGCUUCACACUUUUUGUGACGAACAAUCAUGUGGAGGUUCGCAUCUGUGGCCUAUUUGUGCUGGACAGGAGCCUGACGUAUCUGACGGCAGCCACAGCAUUAUCAUAUUUCAUUACACUGGUGCAAUUUGAUUUGAACUUGAUGUAGGCGACGCAUAAAAUCGAUAUAAAAUUUAAACUCUUCAAGAACUCAAAUAAAUAAAGUAGCCGUAUACUUAAACGGUUUUUUAGUAAACUUUUCCAUGCGGGAGUGUGGUAUUGGAUCCCAAAAAUAUGUAUUAUUAUUAGUCAACCGACUUCAAAAAAAGGAGAAGGUUAUCAAUUCGUCGAAAUAUAUUUUUUUUUAUGUAUGUUACCGCAUAACUUUGGACCACGAGAACCGACUUCGAUAGUUCUUUUUUUAUCGAAAGGGGGGUACCUCAAGGGUGAUCUCGUACUAAUUUCGCUUACAUCCGAUCGUUGGAGCGCGAAAAAAAUAACGGUUCUCUUAAAUUUUUUUAUGAGAAUUGAAGUCGGUUUUGUUUUUUGCUCCUGCAGUCAAUCGCAACACGAGCCAGACGAUAUAUGAAGAUGAAGAGAGGGAAAGCGGAAGU